Molecule: messenger RNA, 483 nt
Organism: Mytilinidion resinicola
Lineage: Eukaryota; Fungi; Ascomycota; Dothideomycetes; Mytilinidiales; Mytilinidiaceae
Exons: 1
Coding region: 1-483 (160 amino acids)
Source: RefSeq, a predicted model, not a curated record
AUGCCAAGGCCGGGAAUUGCGGAGAUGGACUGUCGCGUCUGGCAUCCCGCGAAUCAACAUCUUGUUCAUAACACCUUUGAUUUGCGUGAUCGUCCAAGAUUAUCGUACUGUAUCACAGCAGCUUCGAAUAGCGGAUACCAGCAUAAAGAAACCAUCGAGAAUGGUUUCCCAACGGCGCAAUACGCGAAGAGCUCGAAGCUCCUCACGCGCAUCAAGCUCACCUGGGCUCUGUCAUCACUAUGCUCGUUCGGUUACGUAUUGGACGCCGACAUCCAUGUCGUAUGGGACUCUCAACUACUUCGAAAUAUCCAAGAUGCUUCGAUAUGGGCCACGAUCACCCACACUCUGGAUACAACGACGUCACCGUCGGGUCUCGAACAUCAACCCUCGGAGGCCUCACUGUCGACACAAAAGCAAGACGUAUCACCAUUUGAACAGAAGGAGAACAGCCUGAUCUGUUCAAAUGGUGUCCAAAGUAAAUGA